AUGAGGCUCGUGGUCCCUGGAUGUGUGAACGACGCGCGCAGCAUACCAGCGCUGCGCGUGUUUGUGCUGGCUUCAGCCAUGGCGCUCUAUUUGACUAUGGGAGCGUCAGUCUUUCAAGCCAUCGAAGGUCCGUUGGAGCAGAGCAUCGCUGAGAAGCUCGACCAGCUCAAGGCACAGUUCCUUCAAGAUCACCCCUGUGUUACGGACCGACUGGAUAUACCUCCCUAUGUAGGAACCUAA
Molecule: messenger RNA, 240 nt
Organism: Spodoptera littoralis (African cotton leafworm)
Lineage: Eukaryota; Metazoa; Arthropoda; Insecta; Lepidoptera; Noctuidae
Source: the annotation of a GenBank genome assembly